Armigeres subalbatus is the source of this 3207-nucleotide messenger RNA. RefSeq lists its product as uncharacterized. The record is from RefSeq and is a predicted model, not a curated record. Lineage: Eukaryota; Metazoa; Arthropoda; Insecta; Diptera; Culicidae. The coding region runs from base 1 to 3207 and encodes 1068 amino acids. The transcript is spliced from 2 exons.
AUGAUGAAGCUGGCAGUCGCCGAAGUCGGCGAAGCCGGAAUAGCCGUAACACGAAUGUACAGGAGUGGAUCCAAGGAGUUGAUGAAGCUGUCGCCCCCGGCUACUCAGGCUGCUGUCUCUCUACCAGCAGUGUGUGAACCAUCUGUACUUGAAACGAGUGUUAGUCAGCCUGCAGUAUUAAAUUUCGAGCAGCCCCGAUCAAACUCUAUACAGCAGCAGCAUUUUCGUAGUAUGGUAUCACCUCCGUCGCAGCCACCACCGGUGUCGCAGCCGUCGCAGGAACCAUCAGUUCAUUGUUUAAACGAACAGCAGUUUAGACAACAUUCAUCGUUGAUGCACACAUCGUUUGACCAUCAGCCGCACACGCUAGUACCUGGACUGGUAUCGAGGGCUCCAAUAGAAGAACGACCACCAUCAGUGCUGCGUGAAACGUUGUCGCACACCCCGCCACCACAGCAUUUUCUCCCACAUGAGAGUUCGUUGCCAUAUGCACCGAUACACAGACACCAACAGACUGAACAGUAUGCUACCCAACUGCAACAGUUGCAAAAUCAGCAGGCUAUGUGGGGACAAUUUCAACAGCAGUUGUCCGCCAGACAGGUUGUGCCUAAAGAUCUUCCAGUCUUUACGGGCAAUCCUGAUGAAUGGCCUCUUUUUGUGAGCAGCUUUCGUAACUCGACUGCCAUGUGUGGUUACUCUCAUUCUGAAAACCUGAUGAGGUUGCAAAAAUGUUUGAAGGGUAGAGCGUUAGAAGCGGUUCUGAGCAUUUUACUUUUACCUUCGUCGGUCCCAAAAAUAAUGGAAACGCUAGAGACGUUGUUCGGGAGCCCAGAGCGACUUGUCCAGUCGCUGCUAUGUAAGGUACGGAGUGUUUCUGCCCCGAAAGCUGAGCGGUUUGAAACGUUGGUCAAUUUUGGAAUCGUAGUCCAGAAUCUCGUUGGCCAUCUCAAGGCCGCCAAUCAGCAGGCACAUUUAACUAAUCCAACACUGCUGCAUGAACUAGUGGACAAGCUCCCACCACACAUUCGACUUGACUGGGCUGUAUACAAGAAGAAUGUUGGAGUAGUGGAUUUGGGAAUUUUCUGUGACUACAUGAGCGCUAUCACGGCCGCUGCAAGUGAUAUAGCACACUUCAGUGACUUUGAUGAUGGACGAUCAGGAUCGAAUGCAAGGCCAAGAAAAGAAAAGGUGUUCGUCAAUACUCAUAUUUCUUCUAAGCCACGUAAAUUCGAACAACAUAAUAUAAAAAUGGAGAAGCUGGAGAGGCCUUGCUACAUAUGCCAAAGCAACAGACAUCGGAUCAAGGAAUGUUACAAAUUCAAAUCGCUGAGUCUUGGUGAUCACUUGAAAGCUGUAGAAACACAUAAGCUUUGUGCGGUUUGCCUAGUUCCCCAUGGUAAAUGGUCUUGCAAGUCCACUCGCAUAUGUGGAAUCGGAGAUUGCGCCAAGAAACACCAUUCAUCACUGCAUCCUAGUCAACAAACAGUCGCCAUGCCAGCAACAGAACGAACUUCCUCGGGUUCAAAAGCAGAAGCUGUGGUUACCAUUCACCGUAAACUUCUUUCUUCUACGAUAUUUCGUAUAAUUCCUGUAAUACUGUACGGUGAAAACGUUAAAAUAUCCACAUAUGCCUUCUUGGAUGAGGGUUCAUCGUCAACUCUUAUAGACAAAUCAGUGGCCGAUCAGCUGAACCUUGUUGGAGAUUUGCAGCCACUUUGCUUGACAUGGACAUCAAAAGUUUCCAGACAUGAAGCUGAUUCUCGGUUAGUUAAUCUAAGGAUUUCAGGAGAAGAAGGCAGCAGAAUAUUUCCGUUGACGGGCGCAAGCACCGUGAGCCAGCUGAAUCUCCCGAUACAAACAUUGCGGUAUGGAGAGUUGUCUUGUCGUUAUCCAUAUUUGGCCGGAAUCCCAGUGAAGAGUUACGAACAAGCAAUACCACGGAUUCUCAUUGGAUUGGACAACAUCAAACUGUUGUUGCCACUAAAGAUUCGCGAAGGACAACAUAAUGGACCAGUAGCAGCAAAAUCUAGAUUGGGGUGGACUAUUUUCGGCAGCAUCGAAGGAGCCAAUAGGAAUUCGGUAUCUCCGAUUAUGCAUAUCUGCAAAAGCGUGGUUGAAACUGAAUUACAUGAGAUGGUGAAACAGUAUUUUGCAAUGGAGAACUUGGGAGUAUCCGUCGUACGUGGACCUGAGGCAGAGGAGGAUCGAAGAGCAAGGAGUAUUCUAGAACGAACGACUACUAAAUGCGCCGAUGGACACUACGAAAGUGGAUUACUGUGGCGGUACGACGUGAUCGAGUUGCCGUCUAGUUAUGGUAUGGCGGAACGUCGUUUGUUUUGUCUCGAACGAAAGUUACGUAACCAUCCGGAAUUACGAGUGAGUUUGGAAAGGCAAAUAAUCGAAUAUCAAGAAAAGGGCUACGCGCACAAGGCCACACGUCGGGAGUUAGAAGAGAGUGAUCAACAUCGUACGUGGUAUCUCCCUCUUGGCGUGGUAACUAAUCCACGUAAACCUGGGAAGGUGCGUAUUAUUUGGGAUGCAGCCGCCAAAUCAAAAGGAGUGUCUCUGAACGAUAUGCUGUUGAAGGGCACGGACUUUUUAACAUCGUUGCCUGCAGUGCUAUGCCGUUUCCGGCAGCGACAGGUGGCGAUCGCUGGUGAUAUCCGCGAAAUGUAUCACCAAGUGAGAAUUAGGAAGGAGGAUCAACAGGCACAGCGGUUUCUGUACAGAAAUGAUCCAGCAAGGAAGCCCGACGUAUUUGUGAUGGAUGUGGCCAUUUUCGGGUCGACCUGCUCACCCUGUUCGGCAAACUUCGUGAAGAACAUGAACGCGAGUAUGUGGAAAGAAGAACUUCCGGAAGCGGCGGCGGCGAUAGUAGACAACCACUACGUGGACGACUACCUAGACAGCCGUGAUACAGAAGAAGAGAUGGCGAAGUUGGCUUUGGAUGUAAGAAAGGUUCAAGAACAAGCAGGAUUUCAACUAAGGAACUGGAGAUCAAAUUCUAAGGUGGUGUUACAGAGCCUAGGAGAAGGUGCAGAAGUCACUACGAAGAACUUCAGUAUCGACAAGGAAAGCCAAAUUGAACGUGUCCUUGGUAUGGCGUGGUUACCGGAUGAAGACGUAUUCGUAUACACUGUUAGCUGCCAAACGAUUGCGAAGGUUCAACAGCGAAUGAGCUCAAUACGACGAAGCGAAGCAUUCUGA